CUUAAACUUCCUUCUCUGCUCCCUUUUGGCUUUUGCCAUAGCUACUGAGCCUCAAAUCUCACCAGUCUCCAUUGACGACGACAACCUUAAAUCUCAUUUGGAGAUUCGUAGCCUCGCAGCGCAGAUGAUCAUGGAGGAGGACGAAGAGACAGAAACGUCGUCACAGCCGCAAACUAGGGCAGCCGCCUUAAACCGAGACCGAGAAGUAAUGUCAUCAAACACAACUACCUCGCCUACUGCAUCAACAGCAACUCAACCGCAACUCAAGCACGAGCCCGAAUUUGACGAAGAAGAGUACGAAGUUCGAGAGGAGGCACGUCCCCGGGCAGGGACAAAGCCAAAAAGGCGACGGCUGCAAAAAAAACAAGCCGCAACGGGGAGCGGUUCCAAAAUGGACGAGUUUAUGGCCCAGAUCAAAACAUAUACCGAGGUCAUAGCCCAAAUGGCAAAAGCGAAGGAACGUGAAGUGGAAGAACGGGUCAUAGCCCAAAGGGCAAAAGCGAAGGAACGUGAAGCAAAAGCGAAGGAACGUGAAGUGGAAAAGAACGUAUAUAAAGAUUGGAAGAUAAUGACAACCGAUAUAAACUCGUAUCCGGAAGAAGACCGAGCGAUUUUACGUGAAAUGCAAGAAAAGAUAAUGAAAAAAUGGAGUUCUUAGGAUUUUUGAAUUUUUUAGGUUAUGUUUUUUUUUUUUUUUUAAGUUAUGUAAUGUUUGUUU
This is a messenger RNA of Helianthus annuus (common sunflower), 718 nucleotides long. RefSeq lists its product as uncharacterized. The transcript has 3 exons. The coding region runs from base 125 to 658 and encodes 177 amino acids. Lineage: Eukaryota; Viridiplantae; Streptophyta; Magnoliopsida; Asterales; Asteraceae. The record is from RefSeq and is a predicted model, not a curated record.